Messenger RNA from Juglans regia (Persian walnut), 4268 nucleotides. Its product is annotated as protein FAR1-RELATED SEQUENCE 6-like. The record is from RefSeq and is a predicted model, not a curated record. The coding region runs from base 430 to 2889 and encodes 819 amino acids. NCBI's taxonomy places the organism in Eukaryota, Viridiplantae, Streptophyta, Magnoliopsida, Fagales, Juglandaceae. Gene Ontology annotation, molecular function: zinc ion binding. The transcript is spliced from 12 exons.
ACGUUUUUGUUUUGAAAAUUCGUUUCUGCACAUUCGAAUUCAUGCCGCGAAACCCCUGCUCCAUCGCGACCCGUGUCUCCUUCCACAACCCAUCACCUCCCGGCGACGCCGUCUCUCUCAUCAGUGCCACCGAGCGGCACUCCUCUGUGUGCCCAGUGCCUCCACUGUCCCGUGAGCUCGUUUGAACGGAGGAAAAAAUAUUUGAAUCCCGCGAAACCCCCUUCCUCGCCACGAACCCGCGUCCGUCGGGUUUCGCUUGCCAGCGCCACCUCGCGACGGCUUCCUCUUCCCAGCGCAACCUCGAGCCGCACGUACGUUUGCCCAGCGCCGCCGCUCCCCGCGAGCUGAUCGAACGGACCAAACCAACGACGGGCUUGUAAGUUGAAAUUUGGGGAUCUGAAAGGAGCAUUGUUAGACACAGAAUUUGCAAUGCGUGACGGAGACAACAAUGUGAAAGCCUUGUUCCGCCAGGGUCAGAUGCCACCUUAUAUGUCCUACCCUCUGCCGAGUAAUCCAGAUGACUUGAGGCAAGAAGUGCCCCCGACGUCAACUAUGCCAACCGAUACCACAUUUGAACAAAAUCUUGGAAGUACAUCACGGAUGACUGCUGAAAGUUGUCUUGAUGCCAACGACAUGGUUUUCGACAUAAAUGAAGAUUUAGAGGGUACCACUGUUGUCGAGGAUGAUGAGGUACGAGUUGAAGCACCAAGAUCUGGGAUGGAAUUUGACAGUAUGAAAGAUCUUAUUGCCUACUAUAAGCUGUAUGCGAAGCAAGAGGGUUUUGGUGUACGGACACAAAGGACUAGGAAAGAUGAUGAAGGGAGGCCUGUGUACGUGACUGUUGGUUGUGCCCGUGGCGGAAAGUACAAUCCUACGAACAAUAAUAUCUCGAAGCCACGGCCAACAACUAGAACGGAUUGUAAAGCGAGAGUAAAUGCGACAUUGAGCAAGAAUGAUAAAUGGGUUGUCACCACUGUUGAAAAUCUGCACAACCACAUAACUGUGAGCCCCAAAAAGACAAGAUUCUUGCGAUCUCACAAACAUCUAGAUGAAUACAGUCAAAGGAUCCUCGACCUAAAUGAUCGAGCCGGUAUACGAAUGAACAAGAAUUUUUAUUCUCUUGUCGUUGAUGCGGGGGGCUUUGAGAAUCUUCAGUUUCAAGAGAAAGAUUGUCGGAAUUUCAUUGACAAGGCUCGACAUUUAAGGUUGGGUAAAGGUGGUGGCGAAGCACUUAAUCAGUAUUUCCAAAGAAUGAGAGAUCGGAAUGAUGGAUUCGUUUCUAACAUGGACUUGGAUGAUGAGGGAAGGUUACGGAAUGUAUUUUGGGCUGAUGCUCGGAGUCGAGCGGCGUAUGAGUAUUUCGGAGACGUAGUAACAUUUGAUACAACGUACCUAACAAAUAGGUACGGGAUGCCUUUUGCGCCAUUCGUUGGUGUUAAUCAUCAUGGUCAGUCCAUAUUAUUCGGAGCGGGAUUGCUUUCAAACGAGGACACUGAAACUUUUGUGUGGUUGUUCCGAAUGUGGUUGGAUUGUAUGAAUGGUCGGGCGCCCAAAGCCAUGAUAACCGACCAAGAUCGGGCAAUGAAGAGUGCGAUUGCCAUUGUAUUCCCUGAAACUCAUCACAUAUAUUGUUUAUGGCAUAUAAUGCGCAAACUUCCAGAGAAGUUAGGAUCUCAUGCGCAAUUCAAUGCGGGGUUGAAGACUGACCUUCAGACUGCAUUAUAUGACUCACAUACCAGCGGUGAAUUUGAUGAGAGCUGGGGUCAAGUAAUUGCGAAGUAUGAUCUCCACGGCAAUAAAUGGCUUCAAUCCUUAUAUGAGGAAAGGUCUUUUUGGGUUCCAGCCUACUUGAAAAGUGUAUUCUGGGCUGGAAUGAGCACAACACAAAGGUCGGAAAGCAUGAAUGCAUUUUUCGACGGGUAUGUCCAUUCCAGUACCACGUUGAAGGAAUUCGUCGACCAAUUUGAUAAUGCUCUUAGAAAGAAGGUGGAGUUAGAGACAAUGGCUGAUUUCAAUUCUAACAACCAAACUAUUCCCUGCUUGUCCCAUUUUAAUAUUGAGAAGCAGUUCCAAAGGUUAUAUACAAAUGCAAAGUUCAAAGAGGUACAAAGAGAGUUGCUGGGCCUAAUGUGUUGUAAUUGUUCCUUGGUAAGCACAGAAGGGUGCAUUUUAAAAUACCAAGUGUCGGAUGAAAUAUCUACUGAUGACCACAUCAAAACACUCCAUUUCUUUGUUUACUUUAACGAAGAGGAGGUGGAGGUCAAAUGCACGUGUGCACUGUUUCAGAUGAGGGGGAUUUUAUGUAGGCAUGCACUUAGAGUUUGCCAAUUCAAAAAGAUUAAUGUGCUGCCAGAUGUAUAUGUGUUGGAUCGUUGGAGAAAGGACUUAAAGAGGACAUACACAUUAGUCAGAAGUAGUUACGAUGACCAGCGGGAUAGAGCAGACGCACGGAAUUAUGAGCGCGUGCUUAAAAGAUGUUCGAAAUUAGCGACGAAGAUAUCCUCUGAUAAUGAGAAAAUCAGUGCGUUCUUGCGUGUUGUUGAUGAGUUUGAGACAAAAUGUGAAGGUUCAACACUAGAGUCGGCAUAUGAACAAACGAAGGCCAAAGCAAAUGUCGUCUUGGAUAAGGGUAAGAAGAUACUAAGCCCCAACGUGACUCGAGGGAAAGGGAGACCCCCAAGUAAGAGGAAGGUUCCACCAGUGGAAAAGUUGGCACCAAAGAGAAAGAAACCGACUUCCAGGAAAAUUUUGGUAGAUGAAACACAAUGGGGUGAGACACCGGGAUCUGAACAACACCAAUUUGAUUAUGGGGUUGAUGUUGGAACACAAAACAGCAUUCUUACACAAUCAACGCCAGAGAUGUGUCACCAUCUCGAUCCACACUUAUAAUCCCAUGGUGAUGAGAAGCCACAUUUUUUUGAAGCUCUUGGAGAGGAUCUACCACCGUGACUGAAUUGCUGUUUUUGUGUCUUUUAGAGGGUUGGGUGGUAGUUUGUGUAUAUGCAAGUGUGUCUUUUUUGUUCCAAAUGGAGAGGGUUGGGUGUAGUUUGUGUGGUUGUUUUCGGUGUAAUUUUUGUAUCUCUCCAAGAGGGGAAGGUAGUAGUUAGUUGUAUCCAUGGGUGUAUGAUAAAUGGUACGGUUUUUUGUGGAGAUGCAACGGGCAAUUUUUGGUACCUCUUGGAGAUCAAAGGUGUUUUGGUACCAUGAGCCAACAAGUUUUGGAGGACUACUUUUGCAGUUUUGGAGGUUGAUUAUGAUGCAACUGAGGAAAAUAUCAGAUGGAGUUAUGGGGUAGGCUUGUACUGUUUUGAGUGAUCCUGCUAAACGAGUUAACUAAGAUCUAUGGAGAAGCCGAGAUUGAUAAGUAUACUUUGUGGGACACAACAACCCUAAAGUGACCUCUAUGAGUUAAGUGAUAAAUAAGGGAGUGCAGUAAGAUUGUAAUGCAUCAAACUGCUGAGUUUUGAUCUCUGGCUGUGAAUUCUUGAGAUGUGGUUAUGAACCAGUAGAAAACACCACAGAGCAUGUCUUAAUAGUGUCAGACUAUCCAUUUCUUUGCUCUGUUCUAAAUUCUAAUGAGUUCAACACUUCCUUGUUGGGUUCUGAUGCGUGAUCUUUCCUGUAAAGUAAAUGAUGGGUGCUAGAGUUCACUGGUAGAUGUGGUGGCUUAUUGAUCCCAAACAUUUAUUUGGUGGGCCUACAAUUGGAGAGGGAGCUCAUGCCAAAGUGUAUGAGGGAAAUUUACUGGUGCUUGCAAGGAGCCUGUAAUGGUGAUAGUUACCGAGCUUUUAUUGGGAGGGACAUUACGUAAAUAGUUGCUAAGUUGUUUGGACUGGAAGCAGAACCACUCGGACUUGGGAUAUAUAUGCACAAUGAUGAGUUUUUAAAAAAAUAUGCUUUAAAUUUGGGCAGAUUGGAUUCAUUAAUUCUUGAUUUCCCUUGAAGUGAGUAAAUGAAGUGAGUAAAUGGCUAGUUGACCUGAAAAGAGUAACGGAUGUCCCUCAUGCAUUCAUAUGACAAAUCUCGUUUAAGAACAUUAACAAAUCACUUGGAUUAUGGACAGGUUGCUGUUGUUAUGGGUGUAAUUAAUGCUCCAAAUCUGGUCUGUUAAUAGCUUUAUCGUCCAAAAGUAAAGCCAGAACUUGAAGCUCUCGUAUCAUAUGUAGUCAUAGUGUUCUUCUUGCCAAAACUAUUUCCAGAAUUGGAUAGCCCAAAUAUCUCAGAACUUUCAGCUAAAUUGGCUAAAUGUAUGCAAAUUGUACAUGAUU